This is a messenger RNA of Chlamydomonas reinhardtii, 1534 nucleotides long. RefSeq lists its product as uncharacterized. Gene Ontology annotation, molecular function: omega-amidase activity. Gene Ontology annotation, cellular component: mitochondrion. Bases 131 to 1123 code for a protein of 330 amino acids. The record is from RefSeq and is a predicted model, not a curated record. Gene Ontology annotation, biological process: oxaloacetate metabolic process; L-glutamine metabolic process. The transcript has 7 exons. Lineage: Eukaryota; Viridiplantae; Chlorophyta; Chlorophyceae; Chlamydomonadales; Chlamydomonadaceae.
AUAGUCACUGCAAGCAUCUUUAUUUCCAUAGCUGCAUGUAUGUGCUAGCAAUCGUGCGCAAUCGGUUCGUGAAACAGAAACUGAUCCUUCAUUUGGGCUCGCCAAGUUUGUCGCGGCGCUUUGAGCCAUAAUGCCCACUGCAUCCACAGUGAAGAUUGCUGGUGCAAGCGCUCUAGCAGCUGCCAUGCUUGCGGCGGUCAGCAGGCCACGCGCGGUGGGGCGACUGGUGCGGGGCAUUGUGACACGGGCAGCGGGCGGCCCUGUGUACACGCCCCUGCCGCCUCCCCAGAAGGUUAAGGUGGCACUGUGUCAGCUGCACGUGACCGCGGACAAGGAGCAAAACCUUAGAACAGCCCGCAAGGCGAUCGAGGACGCGGCCGCCGCCGGCGCCAAACUGGUUGUCCUGCCCGAGAUGUUCAACUGCCCCUACUCCAACGACUCCUUCCCCACCUACGCCGAGGACAUUGAGGGCGGCGCCAGCGGCAGCGUGGCAGCGCUGUCGGCGGCGGCCGCGGCGGCGCGCGUGACGCUGGUCGCGGGCUCCAUUCCGGAGCGGUGCCAAGGCAAGCUGUACAACACCUGCUGCGUGUUCGACUCGAGCGGCAAGCUGCUGGCCAAGCAUAGGAAGGUGCACCUGUUCGACAUUGACAUACCCGGAAAGAUCACAUUCAAGGAGUCCCUCACGCUCAGCCCAGGCCCUGGGCCCACGGUGGUUGACACGGAGGCGGGCCGGCUGGGCAUUGGCAUCUGCUACGACAUCCGCUUUCCCGAGCUGGCCCAGAUCUACGCCGCACGUGGGUGCCAGGUGCUGAUCUACCCGGGCGCCUUCAACAUGACCACGGGCCCGGUGCACUGGGAGCUGCUGGCCAAGGCUCGCGCCGUGGACAACCAGGUCUUCGUGCUCACCUGCUCGCCCGCGCGCAACCCCGACUCCUCCUACCAGGCCUGGGGCCACUCCACAGCCCUGGGCCCCUUCGCCGAGGUCCUGGCCACCACCGAGCACUCCCCCGCCACCGUGUUUGCCGAGCUGGACUACGCCCAGCUGGACGAGCGGCGUGCCGCCAUGCCGCUGCGGCAGCAGAAGCGGCACGACCUGUACUUGCUGCUGGACAAGACGGCGUAGAAGAGGAGGGGAUGGGGAGGAGGCGGAGAGGGAGCAGGACAGGUGGGGGAGGAGGAGGGAUGGGUAAGGAGUAGGAGUUGGGAGGGGAUUGUGUGUUACGCACGGUGGUGGGGCCCAGGGCGUCGGUGUCGUCGUCGUGCUGGGGACACGGAGGCCAAAGUGAGUAGGAGCUGGGGUGGGAUUUGGUGAGUGGCUGACGUCUCAGUGCCAGGGGAGCUGCGCACAGGGCAGGGGUCGCAACAGGCUGGGCAGCACGGAGGUGCCGCAGGGCCACGGGGACUUGUCGGGGGCCGCCGAGCGGUGGAGCUGACGUAAGGCGCGUGCUGCCGGCGUCUUAACUGCGCAAGAUACAGCACAUGUCGAUAAAUGAGGAUCGCUAUUUAAGAAUUAUACUUGUAAACCUCACACUGG